Messenger RNA from Leishmania braziliensis MHOM/BR/75/M2904, 3300 nucleotides. RefSeq lists its product as hypothetical. NCBI's taxonomy places the organism in Eukaryota, Euglenozoa, Kinetoplastea, Trypanosomatida, Trypanosomatidae. The record is from RefSeq and is a predicted model, not a curated record. The transcript has a single exon. Bases 1 to 3300 code for a protein of 1099 amino acids.
AUGCCGCUGGCGCAGUCGUCAUUCCCCGCCCCGCCUGACUCAGACGGUGGCAGCAAAGAAGGCAAACCCGAAAAGGCCAGCAUGACACCAGAGCGUAGGACGCAGGAGCGAAUGUGUUCAUCGCUCACCUCUGCCAGCGUUCUCACAGGUACUCCUGGUGCCUCUGUAACCACUUCAGGGAGAGGCAACAAAGACUGUGAGGCUGAGCGCAUCGAUGCCGAACACCACGCUGUGUCAGACACACAGGAUCAUGAGCCCCUGCUGCACCAGUUGUCGUCCUCGACAGACAUUACGGACUCUACAUCGUCACUCCUGCGACCCCAGCUAUUCACCCUCCUCCACGGUGCCGGCACCGCAAGAACUGCUGCUGGAGACGGCGCGAGUAGUAGUGUGGUGAAUCCAAUUCUCGCGCCGAUUUCCUCUUCCACACCCACAACGGCGGUGUCUAAGGUGAGUGCGGAGCCGCUUGGCACACCCUCGCCUUGCCAACAAAUUGAACCACAGCUGAGCUGUGACACGAGUGCCGCUGCUGCUCUAAACAGCAGCAGCGCAACGACUCCCCUAACAACCGCUGGCGUCUCCGCAUGCGUCCUGUUCUUCUCUUCUCCCAGGGGCCGGAAUCUCUCUAACGCUAGUCACCGCCUCUAUCAAACCUUCUUCCUCUGGGCUGACGCGGCGGCAUCAUUGGCGGCGUCGUCGUCGACGUCGUCGCCUCAGACGACCCCGACAGAAAAAUCCCGCGUACUGCCGCCGCUGAGCAGCAGCAGCACUCGAGCCGGUCAUGAAGAUGCCUCAGAUGCUGGCGCCGCCGCAGCGGUGGGGCAUGUGGAGGCAGAGGGCCGAUCAGAGUCGACGGGAGUCACUGCGCCACUCCUUACCUGGGUGCACCCCGCCAUUGAGAAGCGACGACCGGCGGGUACCGACCUGCCUGAUGAUGGGACAGCAGCAGCGACCGCAGCAACGCCAUCCGUGACUCGGCAAAGGCAGGCAGCGGGCGUCGGCUGCAGCGAUGUCGUCCCUCCUCGCAGUGUUGCGAGCUCUCUAACUAGCUGCUCUGUCACUGCUGUCACGCAAAGUGGUCCUCAGGCGAAGGAAAGCAAGAGCCACACCUUUACCAAGGCUACUGCAACGCAGGCGCCGUUGUUGCCGGAGUGCGAAGGUGUCGGUUCCUCCUCUGCUCCGGUCAUUGGCUGCUCCUCAACAGAAAGCGGUUUGCCCCCUGAGGUAUCGUCGCAGCACACCGAUGAGAGCGAAAGCAGCUCGUCCGAUUUGAGGUUUUCAUCCACUGCUUCCCCCAGCAUGCACCUCGCGCGGUACACCACGGAUGCGGAGCAGCGCAGUCGCCCAUCGGAGAGGUCAGGCCAUGCGGGUAACCCUCACGACCAUGGCGACUGUAGCCGCGACAUCAAACCAGGAGGGAGCCGCGACGAUGGGACGAAGGAACGUAGGCCUAACCACGACCACAAUAGCGAUCGCCACGGCGCGGCGCGAUCGAGGGACGGGGAUGUCGCGUAUAUCACCAUGUCUUCUCUCAUCACCCAGGUGGCCGUGCCUCCAACUGUCCAUGAGGUGCUUCGUAACGCGAAUGCCACUAAGGAAGAGCUGUGGAUGGCACUGCGAACGGCCUGCCAGCAGUGUGAGUUGCUUCAGCGUCGUCUCGCACGAGCUGAGGGAGCACUAGGAAAAGGAGAGGAGGGUGAAGCGACUGAGGACGAGGAAGGGGCAGCGGAUGAAGAGGGUGCGCUCACUAACACCACAGCGCACCGACGCCGGUGCCGCCAUGUGGACAAGCCCUCAAAGAAACCCUUGCGCACGCACACGGUAGAGGAAAAGAAGAAAGCUACAAAUAGGGGCAACACUGUCAAAGUCGUGAGCGCGGCGCAGAGCAGAACGUCAAGUACGCGGGCCGAUUCAGCACAGAUGCCCAGCAGUACCGCUCCACCGACUCCUACACAAACGAGCCGCCAAUCCAGCUCUGGACACCAGGCGCGGAAGCGCUUUGCAAAACCUGUCCCUGCUGCGGCAUCGACUCCCCCAACUUCGGCAUCUGUCCUGUUCAGCGGACGCACAAGUACUACCGCCGUGAACCUCCAUGGCAGAGGCUAUUGUAGUAACAGUGAUGCGUCGUCAGCGCUGCGCAACCGCGUAUCGGAGGCGAUUCGCCGCUUCGAGGCAAAGCGCAAGGCCCCACCGCACUCUCCGCGCGUGCGCCAGUCACCCGAGAUGCACACACGCCCUGAAAUCUGCGGCUUGGGUAGGCCAAUGAACUCGCGUGAUGUCACGAAUGGUUCGCAGCUUUCUCGUGCAUCAACUGCCUGCAAAACUGUGCGUGAUCCCCAGCACUCGCCGCACAUGGAAAGCGGCAGCUCUCGAAGUAGUUCUGACACAGGCGCAGCGUCGUGGUGUGUAUCGAGGAGCGGAAGCGCCAAUAGUUUAGGCGAGGCGCCUGUCUCCAGCGGCAGCGGGAUCCUGAUGAUGCCCGAGCAGCAAGUCAUCGCUGGAUUGGAGGCGCAAGAUCACGUCGCUCAGCGCGGCUGUAAAUCCACUGAGCGAGUGCAACCGUCACCGAAGCGGCAGAAGUCCCGCCACCGCCAUCGUGAGGCGCCGUUGUUGUCAGUCAACUUAGUUUCCGCAACGCAGGAUGAGAGCGUCUGCUCCAACGGUCCGGCUGCCGCCACGGAAAGCCUGACAGCACUCUCCGGAGCUGCAGGCUCCAUCCCGGCCACCUGGCCGUCAUACGGUAUGCAGGCGUUCUGCAAGGGUAGUAGAGGUGCGGAGAGCCGCAACGGGGGCCCACGUGCGGCCUGCAGCCCCAUGCAGCUGAGCACAGCGCGGCGUCAGUCCGGAUGGGCGCAACCGACGAGCGCCAACGGUGCCUCGGCAGCGGUUAUUGCCAGUCUGGUGACGCCUCUCAGUGGUGCAUUGCCUGCUCUGCACCCCUCCAUUGUUUCCAGACGUUCGCCCACUCUACGCCCCACCCUCCAGAGUGGGGAAAGCAUCUCCUCUGAAUCAGCACGGUUGCGGCAGCAUCCUUCGCCGAAGGCGACUCCCUACAGGGCUGCCGCCGCGCGCGUCUCGUAUCACACCACUCACAAACAGCAGCGUACGUCUCCUCAAUCGCGCAGCCCCAAGACAGCGGCGCUUCCAGCAGCCUCUGCAACGCUGGAGAUGCUCAAGCAACUACAGCAGGAAGACGCGCCGGUCCCGCCCGUCACCAGUGACGAUCAGAAGGCAGCGCUGCGCCAGUGGAGACGCGAAGCAGCAGUAAUGAAGGUGAAGGGGUCCGCGCCAACGUGCUAG